CUAGAUGUCCAGAUCCUAAUAAAGUAAUUCGUGAGGCUGCCCCAUGUUGCUGUCUGUCCUCGGUAGACCCUGCACAGUGUGAGACUGUCCCGUGAUCUCCGUACAACUACAGCUGCAAUGGCAGACGCCCUGGCUAAAAUCCCCGUGGUAGAGAUUGAUCCAGAGGGAACGUUUAAGUACAUUCUGCUCACAGUGAAAGUGAAAGAUGGCGAAUUACAUAAAGACGUAGUCCGAGGCACAAAAAGUGCAGAGUAUCACAAUCAUAUAUUUGAGAAGGUCAAUCCAGCUAUGGAGGCCUUGGGGAUGGAGUGUAAAUGCCUUGGAGGAGGGAAGAUAGAGCACAACAGCCAAGAUAAAAAACUGAGGGUGUUUGGAGAGUCAACCGCAUUUGGAAAAGCAGACCAUUCUGUGUCUGCGGAGAAGUUGAAGAGUGCCUUCAGCGACUAUGAGAUCACCUGGUCUGACGACAAGAAAUAGAGUAAAGCUGCAACUAACUGUGUUAUCAGUUCCAAACCUUCUGUAAAUCCAUCAUUUAAAUAAAACACACCAUUCUGCAUUUCA
Molecule: messenger RNA, 561 nt
Organism: Eleginops maclovinus (Patagonian blennie)
Lineage: Eukaryota; Metazoa; Chordata; Actinopteri; Perciformes; Eleginopidae
Exons: 3
Coding region: 118-477 (119 amino acids)
Biological process (GO): peptidyl-histidine dephosphorylation
Cellular component (GO): cytosol
Molecular function (GO): protein histidine phosphatase activity
Source: RefSeq, a predicted model, not a curated record